UAUCUCGACAAAAAUUAUGAAAAUAAACAACUCUUUAAGUUUCCUGAAGAAAUAAUACAUAGUAUGAGGCGUAUUAUAAGAAAUUAAUGACCAUAUUUUCCAUUGUGGCAAGAAACUCAUAAAAAACCCAGAAAUGAUAGUUUGGGAUGGUACGGAUGCCGCGGGAUGCCAAGCCCCAGCAUGAAGUCGAAGACGCAAUUGUAAGCGAAACUGUAUGUUUGUACAGUAAUAGGUUUUAAUUUUUUUUUUAUUUCAUUAAUUUAAAAAUCGAAUAAGCCGAGGCCGGACUACUCGGAUGGCGACUUUUGGAACUCGAUUUUCCCCGUGGUUGAUGUACGACAGGUGAGGAGACGACGUGAUAUGGGACGCGGAGGAUAUGAAGUCUAUUCGGAAACCUUCCAUCCUUACGUUGGAUCCGUACGAUGAGAAAACAAGUACCAAGAAGAUAUUAAAAAUAAAUUCGUCUCACUUGAAGAAAUCCAAGAUGUUGUUGGAUAAAGCAGGGAUUGUUAACGUUUUACAAGAAGACGCCCGCCUGCACCCCCGAAAUCUCCAGAUCGGGAUCCGUCCAACAUUUCAAACAAUAUCUAUUACCAGCGACGCGCCUCCGGAACGACUUUCAGGCUUAAAGUGGGCGUCGUCAACCUUAUCCAGCAUUCCACUCCCGUCAUGGAGCUGAGGGUGUCAUUCGUACAGAGCCACACGGGCCCGGUGCGCUUGAGGAAUUUCCACAGGCCGCCAUUGAAGAGGUUCUCGCACGAGUCGCUUUUCAAACGAGGGCCGCACAGUGUCAUGCCGUUCGUUACGCAAAUCAAGAAAAAGGCGAAGGACAAAGAAAAUCUCUGAAACGCUCAAGGAAGUCGAUGAAUACAGAAAGUUACUUAAUUUAAAAUAGUUAAUGUACAUUUAGGUGUUGUAAUAAGAAUAUAA
Molecule: messenger RNA, 930 nt
Organism: Anoplophora glabripennis (Asian longhorned beetle)
Lineage: Eukaryota; Metazoa; Arthropoda; Insecta; Coleoptera; Cerambycidae
Product: transcription initiation factor TFIID subunit 1-like
Exons: 3
Coding region: 670-846 (58 amino acids)
Source: RefSeq, a predicted model, not a curated record